Molecule: messenger RNA, 863 nt
Organism: Populus euphratica (Euphrates poplar)
Lineage: Eukaryota; Viridiplantae; Streptophyta; Magnoliopsida; Malpighiales; Salicaceae
Product: L-lactate dehydrogenase-like
Exons: 3
Coding region: 45-863 (272 amino acids)
Biological process (GO): pyruvate metabolic process; lactate metabolic process
Molecular function (GO): L-lactate dehydrogenase (NAD+) activity
Source: RefSeq, a predicted model, not a curated record
AUCUAACAACACAAAAGAGCUCUGCUCAUCUCUCACUUCUCACCAUGCAAAAGAGUGCUUCAGCUUCUUCUUUAGGCCCAGGGGGUCUGGACCUAUCUGAUAUGUUCUUCAAACCAAUCCAAAACACAUCCCCACCAUCACCCACCAAACGCCGCACUAAAAUUUCUGUUAUUGGUGCUGGCAAUGUAGGCAUGGCAAUAGCCCAAACAAUCUUAACCCAAGACUUAGCUGACGAGAUUGCCCUUGUUGAUGCCCAACCUGAAAAGCUCCGUGGAGAAAUGCUUGAUCUCCAACACGCUGCUGCUUUUUUACCCCGCACCAAAAUUAUGGCGUCCACUGAUUACAACGUCACUGUUGGAUCUGAUCUUUGUAUUGUUAGUGCUGGGGCUCGACAGAUUGCGGGGGAGUCUAGGUUGAAUUUGUUGCAGAGGAAUGUUGCUUUGUUUCGGGGAAUUAUACCUCCGCUUGCUAAGUAUUCUCCCGGGAUGAUCUUGAUGAUUGUGUCGAAUCCUGUUGAUGUGUUGACUUAUGUGGCGUGGAAGUUGUCGGGGUUUCCUUCGAAUCGAGUUGUUGGAUCUGGUACGAAUCUGGAUAGUUCCAGGUUUCGGUUCUUGAUUGCAGAUCACCUUGAUGUCAAUGCCCAGGAUGUGCAGGCCUCCAUUAUUGGCGAGCACGGGGAUAGUUCUGUGGCAUUAUGGUCCAGCAUAAGUGUUGGGGGAGUGCCCGUGUUGAGCUUCUUAGAGAAGCAGCAAAUUCCAUAUGAGAAGGAGACAUUAAUCUCAUGUGGGCCAAGGCCAGAGACCCCACUAGCCCUGCCUCCACCACUAUUUUUGGAGCUCCUGGAGCACAGUAAGAAAGGGUAA